UAAGAUUAUCUUUAUUAAUUACCGUGGGAACACAAUCCUAUGUACAAUAGCGUAUUUUUUGCAAGCCACCGCGUACCAUACGGCACACCACUCCAUCAGUCUUCAAUGUCCUUUCAACUCUUUGAGUCUUUUUUAUUUUAUUGGCUAUUGAGUGCCAGUACUGAUUCCCGUUCUUUUUGUUAAUAUGUCACGCGAAAUAAACGUAAUCUGUGUUCUUAUGUUAUUGAAAUGUACAUGCGGCGCUCAUCUUGCUAAAAUAGCUCCAGAAGAUGUGUCCGCAGGGCUUACUGUAGUAUAUGGUUUUGCACCACGGUUGAAACUUGGCAACGAUCAUCGCGUUGGAUUUGGAUUUAGAUUUGGAAACCAUGCAGAUUUUCAAAUCUUAUACGAGUUCGGCCCACAGACCAUCUCUACUCCAACACAAACCAUAAAGGCCCGAUCUGCUCCAUACCGCCACACUAGGAAGCCACGCCGUCGGCCGUUCAUAGACCUGCUCAUACGGACGGGCUUGCUUCGGGAAGUCGAACGUGUGGACAAACAUCCGCGCAACGUUACCAAAAAGCAAAAAAAUUCCACAGCACAAAAGGCUUAAUUGACUUUCUGAUAAAUUCUGAAAUCAACUAAAUUUUUAUUUAUAGUAUAAGUAUUAUAUUAUCUGUGGUAUAAGAACUACGAAUAGACCAAUACAUUGUUACCAACUCUUCAAAAUCGCUUUAUCUGCAAUCAAAAUAAAUAUUAUAAAUGUUACCAUCGUGCCAAAAGACAACUUGAUGGAUAGGGGUUUGUACUUACAAUGGAGGGCAAAUAAAACGUAUAAAAUUGAUUAAUUUCGCUUGUAUUUCUCAUAAAAAAUGUUUCGAAUCACUAUGACUAGUCUGUACAUAUUAGAAUACACAAGAUGUCCGAAUUUAAAUACAAUUUACUGUCGUGAAUACUAAUAAUUCCAAUAAGAAAUCAUGAUAUUGACAGUGCUAGAAAAGUCGGACAUUAUGUGUAGUUCAAAUUAUUCAAUACGAUGUGAAAAUAUGUUAUAUUAAGCGGCUACUUAAAGCAAUACAGUUAGUACAGUAGAACCUGGAUAACUCAAACCUCGGUAACUUAAAAACCUCUACAACUUCAAAAAUUAUAUGUUCCCUUCCCAUC
This is a messenger RNA of Papilio polytes (common Mormon), 1143 nucleotides long. RefSeq lists its product as uncharacterized. The record is from RefSeq and is a predicted model, not a curated record. The transcript is spliced from 4 exons. Bases 185 to 592 code for a protein of 135 amino acids. NCBI's taxonomy places the organism in Eukaryota, Metazoa, Arthropoda, Insecta, Lepidoptera, Papilionidae.